AUGUCACCAACCUUACCGCCAGGGAGAAAAGAAGAGACUGACGCAAGUAACAAAACCUUACAACCUGGAAAGAAAGUACGACGACCACUGCAAACAGAUAUUUCAAAAGUUAACGUUAAUAUUAUUACUACCAAUAAUACUCAACAUCAAAAACCACCAUCAUCAGAAAAAUCUAAAAAAAGACCAUCAAAACCACUAAAUGGACAACACCACCCCGUUAAACCUCAACCAAAGGAUCACAUAAAACAAAAACCGUUAAAAGUACAAAAAAAACCUAUCGAGUCUCAUCAUCCACAAAAAACUAUAAAACAAAAAACACCCAAAGUACAAAAUCAUAUCGAGUCUCAUCAUCCACAAAAAACUAUAAAACAAAAAACACCCAAAGUACAAAAUCAUAUCGAGUCUCAUCAUCCACAAAAAACCAUAAAACAAAAAUCACCCAAAGUACAAAAACAUAUCGAGUCUCAACAUCCACAAAAACAAAAACCACAAAAAUUACAAGAACAUCAACAAAAGAAACAACCGCAACCACAACAACAAAAGCAAAAGGCACCACAACAACACCCUCAAUCAAAGAAACAACUACAACCACAAAAGCAUCCACAAUCACAAAAACUAAAAUCACAAUCACAACCAACACAAAAGCAAAAGAGACCACAACAACCAGCAUUGAAUAAUCAUAGUUCGAAAAAAGUCCAACAAAAAAUUAAACAACCACAGCAACAACAAAUUCGACCAAAACAAGUCACACGAAAUCAAGUACAAAGAAAUCAAGUACAAAGACAUCAGCCACAAAAUGGUGAUAAUAAAUCAUCAGUAGUAAAUUUUAAUAGUACUGAAGAUGUUGAAUAUGAAGAAUACCAAGAAUAUGAAGAAUACGAAGAAUACGAAGAAUAUCAAGAAAAUGAAGAAUUUGAUUUAACAAUUUUCUCCGAUUUUUUAUCUCUCAAUUCAAUACUAAUAACACCAAGUAUUCUUGUUCCUAAUAGUUCACCACGAUUAUUUCUAAGUACACAGGCAUUAUCGUCGAAUAUUUUAUAA
Entrophospora candida is the source of this 1041-nucleotide messenger RNA. The record is from the annotation of a GenBank genome assembly. Lineage: Eukaryota; Fungi; Glomeromycota; Glomeromycetes; Entrophosporales; Entrophosporaceae.